Molecule: messenger RNA, 2200 nt
Organism: Paralichthys olivaceus (Japanese flounder)
Lineage: Eukaryota; Metazoa; Chordata; Actinopteri; Pleuronectiformes; Paralichthyidae
Gene: map6a
Product: microtubule-associated protein 6a
Biological process (GO): regulation of microtubule cytoskeleton organization; cytoskeleton-dependent intracellular transport; microtubule cytoskeleton organization
Cellular component (GO): Golgi-associated vesicle; cis-Golgi network; microtubule
Molecular function (GO): microtubule binding; calmodulin binding
Source: RefSeq, a predicted model, not a curated record
CAUCAUUCAAUACAAAUCAUUUCAAACAUCCUCUGUUUUCCUUGUCUCAAAUUAUACCGCUUCACCUGAGCGACACUGAGGCUUUUACUUUGCAAGGUAAACCGGAAGUCACUUGUGACUUUCCCUCUGACUUGACAGCGGUCUCCUCCGGUGGUGGUUCUCCGGGAUGCUGAGCGGGCGGGGCCGGGUUGUCUCGCAGUGCUGUGCCGUGGAGUGAUGUGGAGACAGGUCCGGGACACAGAGGGACACACGGGGGAGCAGAGCUAACAUCAGUGCGGCUGUUGUCUAAGAAAUCACACUGGUUCAAUUCUGUGGUUGUGUAUUUUCCGAGCACGAUGGAUUUACCUGACAACCUGCUCUAACGCCAACAGCGGAGUCAUCCCCGCAGCCUGACACACGGACAUCUUGUUUCUCUCGGAGAGUAAGGAGGAUCUUUUUUUCCGCUCGGCUCCGGGGCAGCAGGAGCUUCUCGUGGGUUGUUGUGUCGCUGUGUGACCCGCAGCAUGGCGUGGCCCUGUAUCAGCAGGGCGUGCUGCAUGGCCCGCUUCUGGAACCAGCUGGACAAGGCGGACAUCGCGGUGCCUCUGGUCUUCACCAAGUACACGGACGUGUCGGAGAUGCAGCACAUCCAGCUGCAGCCGCCGCAGGCCCGGGUCGCCAUAGAAACGCAGCCGUCUCGCGCCGAAGCCCGCGCCACGGCCCCACGCGCGCCGCGGAGGUGCGUCUCCGAGGAGCGCGUGUGCAGCUCGGUGAUGCGCGAGGACUUCAAGCACUGGAAGGUGCGACCGGAACCGAGCUGCAAACCCAAGAACGAGUACCACGGGCCCGAGACGCCGUUCAACAGCGAGACCCAGUACCAGAAGGACUACAAGCCCUGGCCCAUCCCGAAAAGGUACGACCAUCCCUGGAUACCGAAACCUCCAGCCGCCGGGGAGGACCGGGCACCGGACAGGUCCAGACACGCGAAGCAGCACGUUGACAGCGGUGUGGAGAAGAGCGCUAUAGCCGACAAGGUGCAGGAGAAAGACCUGCUGCCGGGUCCCGAGAGGAAAAAACGGCCCACCAAACAACAAGUCGUCCUGAAGGUGGACGGAGAGGGCAAAGGGAGGGCGGCGGCGGAUGCUGUAAACAGGCAGAUCAAACAGGAGAUCAAAGCCGGCAGCUCAUACACAAAUGAAUUCAAGGCUUACAGAGAUGUGAAGCCCGCCAAGAUGAUCCGGGCCAAGUCCCAGUACCUGCCACCAGAUGAGAAGACCAGCCUGGAGACCAGCUACAGCGCCACCUUCAAGGGGCAAGCCCCACAGCAGCCGGCUGACAACAAGGCCCUGGAGAGGAGGAGGAUACGCAGUUUGUACAGCGAGCCUUACAUAGACUCCAGCAAACAGGUUGACAGAUAUAGUGUCCCUCGCUCUAAACCCAAAAAGUCUGGAGCCACAGCGGCUGGCCAGGGCAAGCCAGUGAAGAAAGCCAAAGAUAAGCAGAGCGCUGGGCUGAGGGGCUCCAAGAAGACAACCUCGGAGAACCAGUCCGAGAACCGGCCCGCGGUGGGGGACAAGGAGAAAAGUAAAGAGAUGAACAACAAACUGGCUGAGGCAAAAGAGGUUGUGCUAAAACAGUACCACUACAUACAACUCUGCCAGCCAAUCCGAGAUAUUGGCUGGGUGCAGACUCUAAAGCAACACCUGUGGGGCUGUGCACUACCCAAUCCCAGAGGUGCUAAAGACGAGCCUCUCCGACCCAGUCAUCAUCAUUCCCAGGGUGCUAUUGGAGGAGAGCCACCACCACCACCACUGGAAAGGCCCGAGCCACGGAGGAGCGGCGGAGUCGUCCGUUUUGCCCUAGACGGGAACCAGACUGAGUAGCUCUGCCUCUGCGAUGGAGGAGGCAGCUACACCUGUAUACACCGACUGCCGCUCUGUGCUGUAUAUAUCUAGUAUUUAAGGUGGAUUAGGAAAAGAGAUGAAUCCUACACAUACAAUAAAACAGCCUACAUAUUUGAAACACGCAUGUUUUUGGCUCAGAGGUCACAGCUGUUUGACGCAAAUGGCAUUAUCGCAAAGGUGCUACAUUAUUUUACAGUUUCAUGCAAUUUAUUUCAAAGGAUAUUGUCAAAACUGUUAGAAAAACGACACCAUAAAGUGCUUAUACAACAAUGACAUAACAAACUGUUCUGUACAAUGACCGGUUUUAGUGUAAAUAA